GGUAUGAUCCCCUCUUCAUGCACCCUGACCUGUCCUUUGGUACCCAUACCGGCAGCUGUGGCCACAUCAUGCACUCUCACUGCUGGCAGAGAUACUUUGAGACACUCCAGAGUCAGGAUGCGCAGUGGCUGCAUGAGCAAACCAGUUACGAUGUAGAGAAUGGGGAGUACUUGUGUCCACUUUGUAAGUGUCGCAGUAACACCGUCAUUCCUCUCCUGCCCCUCACUGAGACCACCUGCAGUUACAGCAAUAGUGAGCAGCCAGGUCUGGCUCAUUGGCUGAAUACAACGUAUAUAAGCAGAUCAGAGCCUUGCACUCUGCUCAUAAGAGAGCCAAGCCAACAAGUGAGUCUCAUCAUACAUAAUGCUGGUGAGACAGAGACUGUGGAGGACUCUCCUCCUCCUGAGAGUUUCGGACUGGACCAUAAAACACAAGAUGAUGGAGGCCAAGCAGAUAACAGACAGUUUAACCCAGUGUUGGAGCUAAUUGACCUGCAGUGCAGUUCUGAACUCAAAGCCAAGUUCAGGGAGCUGUUCUCCACUAUGAACUUUAAUAAAUCAAAGUUCAGGUCCAGACUUACAGAUGAGCAUCUUCGAGCCAUACUGAGGGUCUCAGUUGCUUCCUCCCUCAAGCCAAAUGUGGCUCAGCUGUGUAAGAGGAAGCGCUGCCAAGUCUCUGGCAGCAAGGAGUAG
Molecule: messenger RNA, 692 nt
Organism: Ictalurus punctatus (channel catfish)
Lineage: Eukaryota; Metazoa; Chordata; Actinopteri; Siluriformes; Ictaluridae
Product: E3 ubiquitin-protein ligase UBR2
Exons: 6
Coding region: 18-692 (224 amino acids)
Biological process (GO): ubiquitin-dependent protein catabolic process via the N-end rule pathway; protein ubiquitination
Cellular component (GO): cytoplasm; ubiquitin ligase complex
Molecular function (GO): ubiquitin protein ligase activity
Source: RefSeq, a predicted model, not a curated record